UCCUCAUCACACUUACCAUCUCUCUUUCUCUUUGCCUUAUUUAUCUCUUGCGUUUUGUUUCUCGUGUUGCAAUUCCAAUGUUUCGACCCCAAGCGGCGCAGCGCAGCCCAGCUGGCUCUCGACUGAUAUGCGAAGACAAAGCACACACACACAUGAAUUAGCGCGGCGCUAGAAACGCUAAAUCCUCUGACGUGCAACAAAACGUCCAUGAAAGGCGAUCAGGGGUGUGUUAAUGCUUAAGUGGUCGUGAUUAUCUGCGUUCUAUUUUCGCGAUGUGUUUGUUUCCGGACGUUGUUGACGCUGCCGGUCGCUUAUCGCCAACAUCCUUUUUUUUCUUUUUUGGUUGUUGGACUGCCGGACCCCCACAUUUUGGGUCCCGGCGAGGGGCCCAGUUUGUUUUGACUCGGGAGUGGGCGACUCCUAGGAAGGAGAGUGGUCAGUUAUCCUUGGUUGUGGAAGUGUUUGUAGUGCUUCUGGAACGCUGAGACAAGCUUUGAGAAAUCGAGAGACGGCAGGUUCAGUCUAACCUUCCCUCGUCAUUCUACAGCUUGACUAGCAACAAAGAAAUAUCUCGUCCCUAAAAUAGAUACCCUGCCUCCAUCUCGCCUUCACAUGCCAAGUAAGGAACAUACAAUACCUUUCUUUCAGUAUUCUCGCCCGAGACGCGAUGGCUCGAUAUUUCAGACAAAGGGGUCUACAAAGAAUUAUCCAAAUAUGGCGUUGGCAUUUCCGUAUAAAGACGUGGACUGGAAAUGGUCGUCCAAAAGUAUACCGAAUUUAGUCAUAAAGCUAGCUGUAUCUCUGCACUGGAGAUCUCCUGGCGGAUCAUGCUUCUUGCAAUGACUUAUGGCAAACACAUUGUUUCUCACGCUUAUAUGUGCCAUUUCACAUCACAUCAUGUCAUAACAUAAGUGUCAUUAAUCAACAACAAACUAUUACAACAGACCAAAUACUUCGUCUAUAUCCAAUUCACUCGAUCAUGUCUUUCACUACUACUACCCUGGCUCAGUCCCGGCAAGAAGCCAUGAAGAUCCACAACACCAACCACGAUGAAUCCCGAGACGGCCUCCCAAGCCUCAGCACCAGGCGUCGCUCUGCCUCCAUGAAAGUCCGCACCUUCAUCUCCCGUCGAAUAUCACAAAAUUUCAACUCUCCCCCACUCCAAUCACACCAUGAAGAAUCCAACAGCAGCCAAGAAAGGCCCAUAACACUAUUCCCGCGUCUUGGCAACCGAAAAUCUUCCCUUAAAGAUGAUAAAUCUGGGAACACAGACUACCAGGGGCAGAUAUACCGCAGUAGCAAAACGACGAGGAAAGAGGAGGGUUUCCUCUCGAGCAAUGAUUCAAGCGGGAGUCAUCUUCCGCUCAAAAUCCCAGCGGGAAGUCCGUCUUCAAGAUCCAAAGGCUUUUCUCUCCCCUCGCUUAAGAAUAAAAACACCUUCUCAGACCUGGUCAAGGAGAAAUUACACUGGAAACCUGAACUUAGGAACGAGGAUUUGAAUAUGGAAAUGACAAAAGAAGAAGCGGAAGGGAAUAGUGAGAAAUUGGUUAAAGCUUAUAAUCUCCGCCAGGCAAUGCUGGAAGGCAAAGUCGAGCGAGUUAUCCCACCAGCCAGCGCCGCCGUCUCCACCGGAAGGAACCGUGGUCCUCCUCCUAGACCGACACAUAACCCUUAUCUCCAUAACUCUCUCCCAAGCUCGAUUUCGUCUCAACCUCCUGCGCCAACCAUAUUAGGAGCAAUGGCAUUCAAGCUAUCAGAACCCCCUUCCUCACGCACCAGCUUCUCAUCCACACGACCCACAUCUCGCUCGCGGAAGACGAAAUCUGCAAGUAGUAGGAUUGUAAGCUUGAUUGGCAAUUCGGCUGAUGUAAUUGAUGAGAAGAGGAGGGGGAUACAAGGAAGGUUUAAGGAGCCGUUUGAGCAUAUGCCCUAUCCUUCUUUCACGCUGGCGAGGCGAGUGGAUGAUUCUGAGAGGAAGAGCGACAGGGAUAGUGAUGAGAGCUUCUUUUGUAUGGGGGAGAGGAAGCCGGGGCCUUUAGCAGUGGGUUUGGGAGUGGGAAGGGAAAGAGAGAUGAGUGCUGGCAGAAAUGGGAAUGGGGUUAAUACUGAGACCGGGGAUGAGGUACCAGGAAUGGUUGAUAGAGGGCGUGGGAGAGAGUUCCAUGAUUUGCCGAGGCCGAAGACGAGAGGUAAGGGCUCUGAGAGGAAUGACUGGAACAGAUUCAGCGGAUUCGACCAGGGCCGAGAACAAGAUGCUCAAGUCCAGUUCAAGGAAGUCAUCAAGAUGUGUAAGCUCUGCGGCCAUGGGAACGCAACUUCAAUGCGCAGACUAUGCGCAGAAUGCGAGCAAGGGCUUCUACCACCCAAACCGCAACACUCUACAUAUCAUACGCGAGACACAUACUCAGACUCAGAGUACGAAGACGAUAUCAUCCCACCCACACUACCUCUGAAGAUACGCAAGAAAGUACCAGAAAAGAAGAAAUCAGUAGAGUAUAAGUUCGGGCCCGAAGCAUAUGAACAAAGAAAUCCAUUCGCGUCCGACGACAAAGAAUCCGAUAAUGAAUAUCGGCCUGCCGUUCCUCCAAAAGACGACAUCUUUUUCGGCUUCUCCAGACCGAAUAAAAUGUACCAACCACAGAUUACCAGUGGAGAUCCAACAAGACAGGGUUCACAUCGUGCGAGAAUUGAGGCUCAUAAAGACACAUUGCCAGAGCCAUGGCCCAAGAACUCGAUUAGAGUGGAUCGAGCAAGCGGCUACGAGAGCGAUUACGGAGACAGUCCUACGUACAAAGAAUCUCGGUGGGACCUAGAUAGAUGGUCUGAACGUUUUGGAGAGGGAGCCGUGGACACCAUGAAAGAUAUGCAGGAGGAUGGGGUGCCGCUUGGGUCGAAACCUCGUGAAAUUUUGAAAAGGGAUCAGAAGUCCUAUUCGUACUGGGAGGUCAUAUUUGGGGAGUAUGGGCCGAGAAGUUCGACGAUGGAGGGGGGAAAGGCUGGGCCUGUAGAGGAGUAUUGGGUGGAUGAGGGGUGUGAUCUUGCAGAGAUUGUGGAGGAUGCUGGGAUGCGGCAGAAAAUGGGGAACAGUUGAAGAUUACUGAAGUAGGCUUGGCUGAACAGAAGCAUUUGUAUAAUGAUC
Messenger RNA from Cadophora gregata, 3139 nucleotides. RefSeq lists its product as uncharacterized. The record is from RefSeq and is a predicted model, not a curated record. NCBI's taxonomy places the organism in Eukaryota, Fungi, Ascomycota, Leotiomycetes, Helotiales, Ploettnerulaceae. The coding region runs from base 980 to 3091 and encodes 703 amino acids. The transcript has a single exon.